Messenger RNA from Sesamum indicum (sesame), 3767 nucleotides. Its product is annotated as Tetratricopeptide repeat (TPR)-like superfamily protein. NCBI's taxonomy places the organism in Eukaryota, Viridiplantae, Streptophyta, Magnoliopsida, Lamiales, Pedaliaceae. The record is from RefSeq and is a predicted model, not a curated record. Gene Ontology annotation, molecular function: protein binding.
UCGCGCGUCGUAACAACCACGAUUUUAACUAAGUAUAAUUUAUAAUUUAUGUUCAAACUUUCCACUUCACGCUUCUAAACUCUGAUCAUCACUACCUUUCUGGCUCCGCCGUUCAUCCCUUCCACCACUGCGGCUUUUCUUCAUACAGGUGACAUGCAUUCUCGACGCUUGACUUCGAGCGUCAUCUUUGUUUCUUGUGCAUGCAUUUCCAUGUUUAUUCUGUAUACACAGGGUCGUUUUUGAAGAAUUCGUAUAUCCAUAUGAUUUAAUUCUAAACUGCCAGCGGAGAGCAUAGGAUUCAUAUUCGGCAGAAGUAGUUAUGGCAUUAACAAUAAUCAGAAAGAAUUUUUUGUUGCACCCUUACCUCCUUUUUCCCUCCCAGAAUCGCAACCUUAUCAAUCUUUUGUCUUCAACCCCGAACUUAAACACCGUUUGUGAUUCAGCAGCUUAUUUAGACACAGUGGAAACUCAAAUUUCAUCUUUGUGUCAAAAAUCCAAUUCCAGCGUUCAAUUUAGGGAAGCUUUUUCGAUCUUUCAGCAAUCUGUUGAUAUGGGCCUCAUCCCAUCGGGGCCGACUUGCAAUCUUCUUGUGCCAGUCCUUGCCAAGAGUAAAGAUUACAAAAUGGCCUUUGAGAUAUACAAGAAAAUGACAAGUGCUGGGGCUUUGCCCACGUAUUUGUCAUUGUCUGCUUUGGUUGAGUGCUUGGUGCAUUUCGGCGUGCCCCAAGUGGCACUGGCCGCAACUGGGCUGAUUUUGAAGCACGGGUACAGCGUCAACGUGUAUGUUGCGAAUAUCAUAUUGCGUGGUUUUUGCUCUGAUGGAUGUGCUGUUAAGGCUGAGGAAUUCUUAAGUGAAAUGCAUAGAAAUUCAGUGACUCCUGAUAGAGUUAGUUUCAAUACUUUGAUAAAGGGAUUUUGCCAGGAGAGGAAGUUAAACCAUGCAAUGAAUCUAAAGAAAAGGAUGGAGGAUGCAGAAAUUAUUCCUAAUUUGAUCACAUAUAAUAUUCUGAUGAAUGCUUAUUUUAUGGAGGGUCAGGUGGAAGAAGCAAUUGGCCUGCUUGAAGAAAUGAAGAUCAAAGGGUUGGAGCCUGAUGGCAUUGUAUAUGGCACGCUAAUAAAUGGAUUAUGCAGUAAUGGAGAUGUUGAUAGAGCAAAGGGGUUCUGGAAAGAGAUAUUGAACAAGGGCAUUUCUCCAAAUAGAAUUACUUAUUCCUGUUUGAUGCGUGGUCUCUGUCAGAAGGGGCAAUUGAAACAAGCCAAGUUUUUGUUCAAUGAUAUGAUAAAAAGUGGGAUCCGGCCUGAUGUUGUCACAUUUACAGGUAUGAUUGGCGGGCUUUGCGAAUUCGGGAGAACAGAUAAAGCAGUGGAAUUGUUUGAUUUCAUGCUGGAGAAGGGUGAAGAGCCUACUACUGCAACGUAUAAUAUUCUAAUUGGUGGAUUAUGCAAGGCAGGACUGCUAGAUGAUGCUUCAAAAUUUCUGGAAAUGAUGGUAGAUAAGGAUAAGAAACCUGAUAUUGUUACUUGCAAUACUGUAUUGAGAGGAUUCUGUGACAUUGGGAGAGUUGAUGGAGCCAUGAAACUUUUCAAUUCAAUGCUGUUGAACAAGUUUGUUGAGCCUGAUUCGUGGACAAUUAGUACGCUAGUCCAAGGACUGUGCAGGGAAGGCAAUCUUAAGCAGGCAGAACAAAUUAAUCGCAGGAUGGCUGAACUCAAGAAACUAAUGGAUGUUGCACCAUAUACCGUGCUAAUCGGAGCUUAUCUGAAGGCAGGUAACGUAAAGAAAGCUAUGAACCUUUGGAGAGAGCUUUUGGAAUUGGGUUUGGUUCCAGACUCAAGGACUUAUAGUGCUGUGAUUGAUGGGUUAUGCAGAUGUAACUUCAUGAACAUAGCAAAAGGUAUUUUUACUAAAAUGAGGACCCACGGCCCAACUCCUACCUCAUUUGAUUACAACAACUUGAUGGCUGCCUUAUGCCAGGAAAGUAGCUUAGAGCAAGCAAGAGCAAUGUUCCGAGAUAUGGUCAAUGGUAGUUGUAAACCCGAUGUUGUCUCGUACAACAUUAUGGUCCAAUCAACAAUUAAAGCAGGGGAUAUUGAGUCUGCCAACAAGUUACUGGUUGAUAUGCAGCAGAGGGGUCUGAAUCCUGAUGUUUUAACCUUUUCAAUUUUGAUUAAUAGGUUUUCAAAAUUAGGACUGAUGGAAGAAGCUAAAAGCAUAUUUGAAAGAAUGAAUAAAUCUGGGUUCCCACCAAGUGUAUUUGUCUAUGAUUCUUUACUCAAAGGGUUCAAGGCAGAGGGCAAAACAGAAGAAAUACUCAAUUUGCUUCACAGAAUGGCAGACGCUGGUGUUCUUCUUGAUGCUGAACUCACUUCAACUAUCUUAACAUGUCUGUGUGACAUAUCUGACGGACAUGAUGUUUUAAUGCAUCUACCAAGUUUCACCCAAGAGAAAUCAAAAGGAAGUAGCAUUAGAUGUGAUGAUUUAUUAACAAAACUCCAAGAUAUUGUUCCCAUGCUUCAAUCCCCUGUCCGUCAAUCAGUACAGAUAUAGAAAUACAAAAACUAUUCUUCAAUUUUCUGACUUUGAUGGAUGCCCUGAAGUUAUCUGCAUUAUUCUUAUAUCGUAAGGGUCCUCAGAGAUGGAGGCUUGUUUUCUAGAUACUCUUCAAAGAUCACCUUGAGAAAUUAAGGCUCUGCAUGUCAUUCUACUUGCCCCUUAUUCAUGCUGGCCGAAAGUUAAUGGAGAGACAUUUAUAAAGAUUCAGCAUUGUAUUAUGUGGAGCAGGAAAAGAUACAUUGGAUAUGGUUCCCAUGGACUUUGAAGGUUUCUUACCGACAGGCAGUUAUCCUAAUGCUCCUUUACAUUUAGAUAUGAGAUCGAUAAUGACAUGUUAUUUCACCUAGGUCUUCGUGCUGAUCUUAUCACAUGUAAAACCUUGCGGUCCUUGCCUUUGCCAGCCGCUACUGACUUUAUUCUGCUGUUUAGAGGCAAGAAAAAGGAUCAAGUCAUCUGAUGCUAUUUGUUGUUUGCAAGUUAGCAUUUACUGAAAUUGUCGAAUCCCAUCAUGGCCUAGCUUUAUAUUAACUAUGUAUUCUUUGACGUCUUCCGUGGGAUAUCCCUUUCAUACAUCAAUACCGCGGGAAACGAAGACGUAAUCAUUCCUAUCAUCCUUAGGUGGUCAUUACUUUGAGAUGAGACGCUGAAGACCGGGAAAAUCAGACCUCCUCAGGUCUAAUGGCUACUUCCCAUGUUUGGAUCUGAAGAGAGGACAAUCGGUGCAUGAUUAACGUUUUGAGGGAAUUCAAGCAACAACACCAUGGCAAUGAAGCUAUGCUGCUGACUCUUCAGACCAACUGGUUUGAGCGAGUUGGGAUGUUAAGUGAUCACUGCCAAGAUAGGGCCCCCCAGGCCCGCUUGGGGUCAUGAUUCUUUCAUAAUGCUCGCUGCUUGCAACUAUUUUGCUGCUCAUUAUUUCUCAACUUUUUUUUAUUCGAGUUGCAAGAGGAGUUUAUUGUCCUGGCCGUGCCCGGGCUUUAAGCAUAAUGCGUUUUGGUGGCAGCUAUCAUGCAGUUCAUCCAUCCUAUGACCAAAUGUCUUAUCUCACUUACCAGAGAGGAUUAUCAUCGUAAACCUAUCUUUAAAUUUAAUAGGUACGCAACUCUUAAGUAAAAUUGCAAGAUUCGGUGUCAUGUAAAUAUUGGUGUUUAUUAUGCCCAAGUUAUUAGAUAAAAGUUAUAAUUUUUUCUCCGCUAAUUUUUGCAGCUUAUUU